AUGAGCUCAAGGUCCCGGAGUAGAAAGCGACGCGCAGGUUCUCCUCCAUCAACAAGCGCAGAUACGAAGGGUACCACCAAGUCCACGAGCACCACACCCUAUAAUCGUAACUUCCAACAGAAUCUAAUUGAUCAUGGCGUUUACCCUGACGGAUAUGAAUAUCCCGAUGGUCGAAUACCAGCAAUGCCAAAGAACUGGGAGGAGAUCAAUGAAACAUUAGCUCGACCCCGACCCUCCCUUUCCCCAUCGAAGUUCUCCGAUGAACAUUUCCGAAAAUUCAAACGAGCAGAUACCCACGCAUCUAAAGAACAACCGGUCACAACGUCAGUGAUUCCUAUCAUCGAAGGUGAUGUUGAUGAUCCCAAAUGUGCCGGAGGGGGAUACCCGCUUGGAAAUCUCGCCCCCUUAACUGAUGGCGCACUGGCUCAGGCCAAGCCAGACCACCUCUACGGUGCGCGUCCUGAACAGCUCGAUCGCCAGAUACGCAAUGAACUGAGCGAUUAUAUCAUCCCAUCAACACAGGAUGACCUUCCGAUGGGCUGGUCGAUGACCAGUGACCCGGUAACCUUUCGGCAGGGAGCAUCCGCAUACCGAAAUGCUCGGGACUGGGCAAAGGAAAAGAGGGACGAAUUUAUUAGGGCAGCAAAUGAAACGCACUCAAAGGCUCAAUCUCAGCUUCUUCAUUCAACCUCUCAGUCCCAGACGGCUUCCGAGGCAGCUCUUACCUUAGACGACUCUGAUCUAUCGACAUUGUCUGACCAAACAGAGUAUCAAGACACCCAAUGGAGCUUCGCAAAUACAACCGAAGAAGGGAGAGGAGAGUCUCAGAUUCUUAGUACACACGCCAAGAAGCCGAGAGUUGGCUCCGUUGUUCAAGAUGUCCGAAUUGAUGAUAAACAAGGCUGUCAUGCACAGAGGGAAUCCAUAACCUGCACCAGGGCAGCUUCCCUUUUGGGGUUGGUCAAAGUCACAAGACUAUGCGCGGCAAUUGACGAGUUACCAGAAUUUAAGCCUGAGGAACUACAGCAGUCUGAACAGAGCCUCUCGGAAGCGACUACUGGGCUUUCUCAGGAAAUUGGAGCUGUUGGCCUGGGCUCGAGCUUUACAUCUCAAUUAGAAGAGGAAUCCGUUAAGGAUCCGCGUUGUGAAGUCAAGGCUCAGAACCAGGAGUUCAAGGAAUACAAAUCCCAAGAUAUACAGGGGAAGUGCAGUUAUUUUACGUGGGAUAAAUCCAAAGUAGAUAGGCGGUGGAGAGCAGCGAGAGAAAAAUGGCCUAUAUUCGAUGGCGGCUUAUCGCAGUUUUGCGCACGCUGGUUCCACGAUAUGCAUGGCCACCCGUCAAGUGGCCUGCCCAAAACCAUUUGA
Molecule: messenger RNA, 1365 nt
Organism: Histoplasma mississippiense
Lineage: Eukaryota; Fungi; Ascomycota; Eurotiomycetes; Onygenales; Ajellomycetaceae
Exons: 5
Coding region: 1-1365 (454 amino acids)
Source: RefSeq, a predicted model, not a curated record